GCUUAGCCAGUAGGCGGCGAUACUCACGUCUAUCUUCAACCCUGCAGCAUCUGUAGGACCGCAGAAGGACCUUUGUCAACAUGGCGACUCCAAUGCAUCGGCUCAUUGCUAGACGGCUAGCGGAAGCCAACAAGCAGAAUGUGAAAUGCCAGAAAUGUCUGGAGAUGGGCCACUGGACGUACGAAUGCAAAGGCAAGAGGAAAUACCUGUACCGACCCUCCAGGACCGCGGAGAUGAAGAAGAAGAUAAAGGAGGAGGAGAACAAACAAGUUAAUGUCAUACCGCAGGUGGGAGAAGUCACAGAGAAAAAGAAAAAGAAGAGGAGAAAGAAGGAGAAAGAGCAGAACAGCUCCACUGGCGUGAGUAGUGACUCUGACAGUUCGGAUAGUGAGUCUUCAUCCGACAGCAGCUCCUCCUCUAGUUCCUCUUCCUCAUCUGACGACAGCAGCAGUGACAGCGACGACAGCUCUUCCUCCUCCUCCUCCUCCUCCUCCUCGUCCUCCAGCAGCAGCUCCAGCUCCGACUCCGAUUCAGACUCGUCCAGCAGCAGCUCAGACGAGGGCCCGCCCGUCAAGAAGAAAAAGAAGAAAUGAGAGACUCAGAGGCCCCCUUUCCAUACCUAACCUCCAGCCCUCUCCAGCCCCCUUUCCAUACCUAACCUCCAGUCCUCUCCUUUUACUUGUGCCCUUGUGCUUCACUGACACCCUGCUGCCUCCUCCCCUCUGCUGUCAGCCCUGGGGUGUGUUUCUCAAAACCAAAGUUGCUAACUACAUUAGCUACUUUGCUGUUUUCAAUGCAUUUUCCCAUUGGCAACUACCGAAGUUGCUAACAGGCUAACAACUUCUCUUUUGAGAAACUCACCCCUGGCCACACCCACUUCGGCCCAUUCAGCUAGGAGGACUUUUACCUCUUCAGCAUCUCCAUGGCAAAUGAGAACAUCUCCUUUUUGAAUCGUGCUGUUACGAGAUGUUGAAUAAAACUUCUACAGUCAAUGACCUCUUGCCUCGCACCACAAGGCCACAAGCGAAAGAGGAGGAUGCGAGGUUGGAUAGUGAAAGGGACACAGUACCGUGAUUCCUUUCUAACUUUUGCAUUUCCUGUGUGUGUGUGUGUGUGUGUGUGUGUGUGUGUGUGUGUGUGUGUGUGUGUGUGUGUGUGUGUGUGUGUGUGUGUGUGUGUGUGUGUGUGGGUGAAAGCGUGUGCUCGCGAUUGUGCACCACCGAUUUGAUCUGCUUAAAAUUGAUGCCUCGCACAUGACAAAAUGUAUUGUACCUUUUUAGUGAGCAUUUGCGCUGCAUUCAAUUUGAUCGCACUUCAGAGAUGCAUAAUCACAAGCACAGUCUUUACUUCCAUUGAUAUAGUAAUACUGCUCUCAGUCAGUUUUUGAAAUGAAUGGACGGCAUCUGAUGACUGCAGUGUUGGCCUCUUCAUAGAGACGUCUAGAGAGCUCCACAUGUUUAGACUGCUGUUGGCCUGUUCAUAGAGACGUCUAGAGAGCUCCACAUGUUUAGACUGCAGUGUUGGCCUCUUCAUAGAGACGUCUAGAGAGCUCCACAUGUUUAGACUGCUGUUGGCCUGUUCAUAGAGACGUCUAGAGAGCUGCAUCUGCUGACUGCAGUUCAUAGAGACGUCGAGAGAGCUCCUCGUUUAGGACUCUUACUUUACUUCUCCUCCCCUUUUUGUUUUAAUGAAUCUUGUUUUUCCCUUUUAAAUAAAAGCUAUAUGGUUUUUA
Messenger RNA from Engraulis encrasicolus (European anchovy), 1732 nucleotides. RefSeq names its product zinc finger, CCHC domain containing 10 (gene zcchc10). The transcript is spliced from 4 exons. Lineage: Eukaryota; Metazoa; Chordata; Actinopteri; Clupeiformes; Engraulidae. The record is from RefSeq and is a predicted model, not a curated record. The coding region runs from base 81 to 593 and encodes 170 amino acids. Gene Ontology annotation, molecular function: zinc ion binding; nucleic acid binding.